AUGAUUAUUCUUCCCUUUUCCUGUGCAGGUAAACGAGGUUGGGAUUCUGCUCAUCCGGCCUUCUCCUGUAAAGAAAUUCUGGACUCUGGACACUCCAAAGGUAAACGAGGUUGGGAUUCUUCUCAUCCGGCCUUCUCCUGUAAAGAAAUUCUGGUCUCGGGACACUCCAAAGGAGACGGGGAGUAUUGGAUCGACCCUGAGAACAGUGGAAACCCUUUGAAGGUCUAUUGUGACAUGUUAAGAUAUGGUGGUAAGAAAAUGAAUUUUUUUCUUGAGACACGAGGACUUCAACACGAGUAUAUUUGGUCUUGGCUAUUCUUGCUUUCUCUACAAAUAUCCUUCUUAUGUUUUGAAUCAAAACUACUGCAGAAUUCUUGAAACUGACUAGUUAUCAUCAGCCGGCCGAUCUGAGCACUAAUAGGACAGUGUACGCGUCAUGUUUGUAAUUGGACAGUGUAAUAGGACCGUUAAAGGGAUAGUUAACGCGUCAUGCCUGUGUGAGUGGACAGAACGCGUCAUGUGCGCGCUGUUGUCUCGCAUUUCGCCGGGUGAACUGUUGUUUUUCGUUUUUGUGAAAACGUAUAACCGAUGUAUAGUUUCUUUCUCAAUUUUUGUCAUAUUUUUGAUUAAUUGGUAACAGGCCUUCUUGUAGUCCAAUUCUGUCUGUAGUGAUACGAGUGAUUAACAAAUCGGACUCCCGCUUUGCGGUCGUACGAUUUUACAAAUCACUCGCAUGAUUACAGACCCAAUUGGACUGCACUCGGUCCUGUUAUUAUUUCAUAUGUCCAAAAUUCUAGUUACAUGGAUGUCACCAGAUCAUUUAGGUUUGUUUUAUUUUAGGAGGUUGGCUUCUAGUGUCAAAUGUUGAGUUCGGAAGUCCCUCUCCUAAGGUGUCAGUUGAGACAUCAUACCGUGGAAUAUGUAAGUCACACAUGGUUCUGCAGAAAAGUGCCAUGAAAGAGCUCAGAACACAGUUGUCCUUCACUCAGCUGAGAUUCCACUGCCGUAAGAAACAGGGACGCACAUUCCACGUGGUCACAGCUUCCAACAGCUCAGGCGAAGCUGUAGUCCGGUACUUCAGCGGUCAGACAGAUGAGCAACCGGACGCCUGUGGUUCGUUUGUGAGAGUGACGAGUGAUGACAAUUCCGAGUUAGCGGGCAUUUGCAAAGAAUGGGGUCGACUAAGAAGUCUAGAAGCCCGGGUUGGAAAGUGGGGACAUGGUGAAGAUCAAGAGAGGCUAUACUCGUAUCCCGUCUUGAGAAAAAACAAGUAUCACCUUAGGGUCCAACUGAAAAUCACUGAAUUGGAAAAAUUGGAAUGUGAUGAUCGCUCCGGUCACAAUAAUGGCACUGACGGCGAUUUCUGGAGAGUCUUUGUUCGUUAGUUGCGUCUAUCUGUACACCAAGCAACCCUUGACUGUGCGAAUAACAGUAACAAACCAAUAAAGCAAAAUAAAGACAAGUGCAC
Molecule: messenger RNA, 1468 nt
Organism: Pocillopora meandrina
Lineage: Eukaryota; Metazoa; Cnidaria; Anthozoa; Scleractinia; Pocilloporidae
Source: the annotation of a GenBank genome assembly